Molecule: messenger RNA, 2761 nt
Organism: Cyprinus carpio (common carp)
Lineage: Eukaryota; Metazoa; Chordata; Actinopteri; Cypriniformes; Cyprinidae
Product: src-like-adapter 2
Molecular function (GO): protein binding
Source: RefSeq, a predicted model, not a curated record
GUUUCCGACCACAAAUGUACUUUUUUUUUUUUUUUUUGCUCACAUCGAGCAACCCUUUUCCUCAGGUUGUGGUUAGACUAUUUUAAUACCCCUUAAAAUAAUAAAAGAUGCAUGUUACAGUGCCAAGAAAAUGUUAGAAGCUCAAAACACAAGAAGUUGUCUUUAUGAUUGAUAUGGCACAUGCUUAACUUUCACAUACAUGUACAAUCUACAUAUCUAUAUCCAUUCCAUGAAAUUUACUGUAACUGAAGGAACUGCAUCUUGCACACUUAGUCCUUUACAGCAGUUUAUUUCUGACUAUCAUAAGAUUACUGAUUUGUAUAGUCUAUUAGCACAGGAAAUUUCAUCUGCAUAUUGGUUUGUUCACCACAACUCCUACUCAAGAGAACACAGUUCAAUUCACACGCACAACAGAGGAUGAAGGUCGCAUUAACAUCGAUGUGCACUCACGAUGGGAUCUCUAUAGUGGAUGCUUUUUUAUAUGGCCCACUAUUUUUGGCAAAGAAAAUCAUCUUAUAAUUUCAGCAUAUUCGCACACAGUUGAAACAGACUACAAUACGCUUGUAUGUAAAAGGUAAAGAAGCUUAUACACACUUUUAAGUACAGUGUUGUUUCUUCAGCUGUGUUUUCAAGUAGGCUUCUGUGAAUAAAUCUAUCAGACAUGGUCAUAAAAUAAACAUGGGCUGUCUAACAAGCAGACUCUGGCAUCGAUCUGCUGUUCACAGACUGGAAGACCCCGUCUUGAUAUCUGAUGAAGCACCAGGAAAUCACAUGUACACGGCGGUAGCCUUGUGUAACUUUUCACCCCGAAGGUCUGAUGAACACACUAUAUUGUUAGGAGACAGACUGCACAUUAUAUCAGAAGAUAAUGGCAUGUUGACGGUUCGUUCUACAUCAACUGGCCCAGAGUUUUUCAUUCCUCACAACUACGUUUCCAAAGUGCAUAAUCGGUGGCUGUUUGAAAGGAUCACAAGGAAAAAUGCAGAACAACUUCUUAUGCUGCCUCCAAACUACUCUGGAUGUUUUCUAAUUCGGGAAAGCCAGUCACGCCCUGGUUCCUACUCACUUUCAAUGCGGCAAGAUGGAGGCCAUGUGCACAAUGUUAAGCACUACAGAAUCCAUCAGCUCCACAAUGGCUGGUUCUACAUCCACCAAAGCCACUACUUCUCCACUCUCACCCAGCUGGUGGACUAUUACUCACGGUCUUCUAAUGGUACGUACUGUCAGCUGACUGAACCUUGCUUACUUCACAACUCCAGCACAGCUGUAGCACACAGACCCACACCUGUAACAAUCCAGAGGUCCAGCCUUAACUGGAGAGAUUUGUCCAGGUCGAUGGUUCAAAGCCAGCUAAACGGAUCUAACCAGGAGAGUCUGGUCAGUGAAGGAUUACGAGAGACUAUGAAAGCAUAUUUUUAUGUCACAGAGUCGUCAGAAUGUGAGGACUGAGUGACAUCCGCAACACAAAACAGACCUGUGAGACUGAUGAAGUUAAGUUAAAGAUGUUUUGGAGAUUUGGUGGCCUUUUUGAUCACAGUUCAUUCCUAGUGUCAAGCAUGAUUCAUAAUGUUUUGUUCAUUAUUUGAUGAAUUUUUUAUUUUUUUUUAAUCAAGAUUUUUUAUGUUAUAGUUGUUUUGUAUCUGUCAUAGUGGGCAGGAUGCAUUACUUUGGAAAACUACAGAGUAAAUUGCACAGUUUUCAGUAGGACCCAAAAGAAAACAAAUUAAUGAUACAAAGUUUAAUAUAAUUAUUUAAAUGCUUUUAUUUGACUUUUUAAUAUUUAAAUAUUAAAUAUUAACCGAUAUUUUGAAAUCUAAAGUUUUUUUUAUAAUGUGUCAUUUACGUUGUCAAAACAGGGCUCACCUUUUUUAUCCACCUUUUACAUGUGACAACUGACAUAUUUAUGUCAAAGACUAUACUUUGUUUAUGUUUUGUGAUCGUGAUUUAUAUGACCGGGAACAAUUUUAAUAAUUUUUAUAAUUGUAUAAUCUAUUUAAAUAUGUAGCAAAUAAGGUAGCUGCCUUUGUAUUAUGACUUAUACUUUUAUUUUAAAAGGUAUAAGUAUACUUUUAUUUUAUAGUAAUUUAUUUUAAAUGCCCUGUUUGCAAAGUAAAAUACAACUGUUUUUAGUCCCUUCAAACUGAAAAAUAUAUAUUUUUUUGUCACAAAUGAUAAUUCACUGGCCUCAUUCUUUUUUAAACAGGCAACAUUUUACAUGAAGUUUUAACAUUAAGUUUGAAAAUAUGCCGUCAUUUUGAAAUGCUGAAUGAUUAUUUAGAAGGCAGUUCAAUACAUGUUGAAAGUAUAAAAAAAAUAGAAGUUCAAAAUUACUGUAAAGAAAAUUUACAGUACUGUUUUUAUUUUAGCCUAUAUAAAAAAAAAUAUUUUACAAAAUAGUUAUAUAUUUUUUAGUGGGCGGAGUCUAUCUGGUGACAGAAAAUGCUAUCAGUCUAUGUAAACCAUGGAAUAAAAGAUUAAAAGGGUGAUUUUGCAAAAUUUUGACCUUGUUCUAGCAAUUCCGAGAUUACUCAUUCAUUAAAUGAAAAUGACAAAUCGCGAGCAUUGUGGUGGGAGAAAAACACUAGUAUCAAGUUAACGGAAACGGGUCAAAUCCAUGGAAUAAGAAAAAAAAAUGCAUUGUGCCAUUGGAUGUCAGAAGAAUCAGAAUGCAAAUCAUUUGUAUAUAAUACUGUCGUCAAAGACGCCAUUUGAAGCUAAACGCAGACGUUAAAGCAUGAAAUACUAUUCAAACCUAUAACAU